This is a messenger RNA of Orbicella faveolata, 2922 nucleotides long. RefSeq lists its product as uncharacterized. NCBI's taxonomy places the organism in Eukaryota, Metazoa, Cnidaria, Anthozoa, Scleractinia, Merulinidae. The record is from RefSeq and is a predicted model, not a curated record. Gene Ontology annotation, molecular function: zinc ion binding; carbonate dehydratase activity.
CUGUAUCAAGAUGAGUUUAUUUUUCUUGUUUUCCUUUCUAAUUUUGGCAAGACGAAUUCAGUUGAUUCAAUAUUUUCAGGAGAUAUUCACAUGUGCAGAGUUGACGUACAGUAUAGCGAAUUCACGGGUAGAGCACAUGAAACUAACGUCAUUUAUAGGAAAACUCAAAUAUUAGUUCCUUGCUCACGAACCUUGGACUUCAUUUUGGCAGCUAAGAGACUGGACGUCACUUCACCUGCUCACGUAAACAUUUUCGCGGUUAGAAGCCGUCGAGAUCGGAGCGGACAUUUCGCUGGGAAAUAAACUUUGUUGUUUGAACAGAAUUUUGUACGUCAGAACGAAGAUGGAACUUGUUUAUGUGACCUCUUGGUUGUUCGUUUUGAGCGUAGUCUUUCCAAAAUGCGCCGAAAGUUUAGGAACUUGGUCUUAUCACGGUCAAGAAAACCCUGGCACGUGGAAAGACCAUUACAGCGAUUGCGGAGGACGCAAUCAGUCUCCAGUAAACAUUGUGCCCAAAAACACGAUUUUCGACGCAGGACUGGCCGACUUGACUAUCAACUACGAACCUAACGUCUCUGCCUUCCUGCAAAAUAACGGGCAUAGCGUUCAAGCUUCGUUUUUAACCGGCAAGUCCAAUAUUUCUGGUGGUGGUUUGCCGUCGCGUUUUCAAGCAGCCCAGUUGCACUUUCACUGGGGAAGCGAGAAUUCACGUGGUUCAGAACACCAAGUAGGUGGACGAAAAUACCCCAUGGAAAUACACAUUGUGCACUACAACGCAGAGAAAUAUCCGAACGCCUCGACGGCUAUGAAGAAAGCGGAUGGUUUGGCCGUGUUAGGUGUACUGGUGGAAGUGCAGGCUAGCGACAACCCAGUGUUUAAUGUGAUAGUGGACAGGCUAGAAAAGAUUCGUUAUAAAAGCGAUAACGUUACUAUAGAUUCUCUACAACCUUUUUUGUUUUUACCACACGACAUCGCCCAGUUUUACACGUAUAAAGGUUCGCUGACGACCCCUGGUUGUUUUGAGAGCGUACAGUGGUUUGUUUUCAAUCAUACGUUUGGCAUCUCCGAGGCGCAGCUCGAGAAAUUCAGAUCAAGUACUUUCGAUGGAAAACGCCAAGACACGAAAAAAUCGCAUUUGAGUGACAAUUUUAGACCAGUUCAGCCUUUAAAUGGAAGGACAGUCACUCGAAGCUUUAAGCGUCCACCAUUUCCCUGUGGUAAGACUUCAAACACAACAAUGGACUGUUUAGGUUUUGCCGAUGACAAAGCAGUUUUCUAUGAAGCGACGGUUGACAUGUGUACAUUACCAGCGAUAGUAACAUUACAAGUCUCUCAGCCUGACACUGAUUUUCUAUUUGCUGGAACCUACUACGCUGAUAUAAAUCCUCCCCAAAAAAUAGGAAAUCUUGAUUAUGGAUUUAACUUGGAAAUGCAUUCUCAUAAAAGUGUGAUGGAUCAAGGAAGUUUGCAUGUCUCAAUUAGUCAAGUUCAUCCAUUGUCGUCAAAACAAAGAAAAGAGCUGGUUUCAGAAGAUUUCCUUGAAGACACUUGCCAACUUGGCAAAUGUAUUACACGGUCAUGCAAUAGGCACUGGUGUGAUGGCACUGCUAUUGGCUAUUAUGAUGAUACUAUUUACGUUGGGUUUUCUUCCACCUUCCGAGAUCUAACAGCGGCAAGCCCUUCUGUUGAUGUUAACUUCUAUCGCAACCAGUCAGGCACUUGGCAUCGAACGGCAACAGAAACGUUUGCUAACAAUGAAGAAAAACUUGUGCAUCUUACGGGAAUGCUUGUUGGUAGCAAGCCAUCAGCAAGACAUCGAAGAAUGGCUGUGGAGUCUUCACAGUGGGAGAAUGUAACUUUUAAAGCCAAGAUAAGCAGAACAUCGGAUAAAGUAUCUUACCAGCUUUACAUGGUUCCAGCAAAUGGGCUUUAUUACAAAGUAAUCAAAGAUGAAUAUACACUGGAUUGCGUUAAACCCCAGCCAACUGCAAAGCGACUAAGUAAGGGCACCAAGAUUGCCAUUGGAGCGUCAGUUAUUUCAAUGGUAGUAGCACUUGUGGGUGUAACCAUGGGGAUACUUUACUGCAGGCGAAAGGAGUACUCAGGUCACAGACCCACGCUAAUGGAUGACAUUGAUGCUCAAGAUGACUAUAGGUUAUGAGCUGUUCAAAUUUGAGAUGAAUUGAUCUUCACGCAUAUUGGUUUCACCUCUAUAAAAUCACAUCUAGAGCAAGGCCAAAGGGGUGGGGGCAGUACUCUCUUGCUACAAUUUGGAGAUUUUAAGAGAGCACUUAACAUACACUGUGAUCCCAUUUUGUAAUUAAAUUAAUAAGGCUUAAAAAGAAUUUUUCUAUACCUGAGUAAAAGGCAAAGAUUGCUUCAAAUAGCCUCUUUUCUGACAGUUCCCAUCAUUUGUUUUGGCUUAUAAUGAUUAAAAAGCAGCAUGAUGACUCUAAUUUAAAAUUUCCAGCAGUACCAAUUGUAAAGCAAAGGCUUCCUUUCCCAAUUUCUUGAUGGAAUAAAGUAAGUUUUCAAUCCAAGCACUUGGCAAGAUGACAGGGCUUGAAAAAAACUUGAAUUCUAGCUUUCACUUUGGACAAGCAUCUCUCAAAUUCUGUUUGCCCUGGGCAAGUCUUAGUAUACCUUGUUUUAAUUUUGGGGGCAGAUGACUUGCCCUUUUCCAUUAGGCAAGUGACAAUGAAAAGUGACUUGCUCAGCAGGAAAAUCUACCUGUCCUGGAUGACUAAAUGGCACUUUUUUAAGCCCUGUAAGAUGUAUCUUCAAUCCAGACCUACAUGUCACUUGGUUCAUGUACAAAUGUCAUGUAAUUCAAACAUUUACCUAAAGUUCUGUUUAUAAGUAAACUUUCUUUUGAUAGAUGUAUAUAUAAUAAACACAGCAUUCCUUUCAUAUUUACCCCUA